Macroventuria anomochaeta is the source of this 1502-nucleotide messenger RNA. Its product is annotated as UROD/MetE-like protein. The transcript is spliced from 2 exons. The coding region runs from base 291 to 1427 and encodes 378 amino acids. Gene Ontology annotation, molecular function: zinc ion binding; 5-methyltetrahydropteroyltriglutamate-homocysteine S-methyltransferase activity. The record is from RefSeq and is a predicted model, not a curated record. NCBI's taxonomy places the organism in Eukaryota, Fungi, Ascomycota, Dothideomycetes, Pleosporales, Didymellaceae.
GGGUGACCUCUUCGUAUUUCUUCAAAAUGGACCCUGACUGCCGAGCAUCUCUCCACAUGCCGUGCUCAAGCGCUUGUCCUCGGCGCCUCGGACGGAUCCAUCCAUCAAUUAGCUCGUCGAGACAACUGCCGUGAGUGGAUGGGUGGGGUAGCUCCACGGUCUGGUUGGGUUUGGGUAAGUAUGAUAAUGUGAUGCGACACGCGCAGUACCAAAUCUCUUAAAGCCUUGCUUCCCUCUGGACUUGUACGUUCUGUAACUAUACCGUUCUUCACAUACUCUCCAUAUUCACAAUGCCUCUCCCCUACGGCGUCUACCGCGCCGAUCACGUCGGCUCCUUCCUGCGCCCGAAAUCCGUCCUCGAGGCCCGCCAGAAGGCUGCCAACGGCGAGAUCUCCGCCGCCGACCUGCGCAAGGUCGAAGACGAGGCCGUCGCCCAGGUCGCUGAGAAGCAGAUUCAGAAUGGUCUCCGCUCAGUCACAGACGGCGAAUUCCGCCGCGCCUACUUCCACCUCGACUUCCUGAAGCACCUGGCGGGCAUCGAAGAAAAGGGGCAAGUCGGCAACAUCAGGCACAAGGAUGGGUUCAGCCCGCCAACUUUGGUAGUAAAGGACAAGCUCGGCCACCCGGAGGCCAUCCAGGUCGAUGACUUCAACUUCCUCGAGCAAGCCAUCAAGAACAAUGGGGGCGCCGCAACAACAAAAGUAUGCAUCCCCUCGCCCACAAUGGUGCACUUCCGCGGCGGCCGCGCCUCAAUCGACAUCUCUGCAUACCCCGACCUGGAUGUGUUUUUUGAGGACUUGGCGAGGGUGUAUCAGGAGGAGUUGAAUAGCUUGUAUGAAGCCGGGUGUCGCUUCGUACAGCUCGACGACACAAACCUCGCAUACCUGUGCGAUCCGGAUAUGCGCAAAGCCGCUGAGACGGAGCGGGGUGAGGAUUUGUCGGUUCUGCCGCGCAAAUACGCUGCGCUUAUCAACGCAGCUAUUUCUAAGAGGCCGAGCGAUAUGAAGAUCGGUAUCCAUCUAUGCCGCGGAAACUACAGGUCAAAGUGGUUCGCGAGUGGAGGCUACGAACCCGUCGCCGAAGUCCUGUUCAAGGAACUCAACGUCGACGCAUAUUUCCUCGAAUACGACGAUGCGCGGUCCGGCGACUUCUCACCCUUGCGCCACCUUCCUGAACACAAGGUCGUCGUUUUGGGUGUCAUGAGCUCGAAGAAGAAUGAGUUGGAUAACAAGGAGGAGAUCAUCGGGCGGUUGAAGGAGGCGGCGUCGAUCGCGCCCAAGGGGCUGGAUCAGUUGUGUUUGAGCCACCAGUGUGGGUUCUCGAGCACAGCGGAGGGCAACGAGUUGACAGAAGAGGAGCAGUGGGCGAAGGUGAGGCAGGAGGUCGAGAUUGCUAAGCAGGUCUGGGGCGAGGAUCUGAGCCAGUAGAGGCUGUGAGUUGAUGUUGGCCAGGAGUUGUGGCGCACACGAAAAGCGAUGAAGAUGGUGUAGAUUAUAGUCCCA